Messenger RNA from Cloeon dipterum, 5607 nucleotides. It is a transcript of the gene Cht6, whose product is annotated as Chitinase 6. The transcript has 21 exons. Lineage: Eukaryota; Metazoa; Arthropoda; Insecta; Ephemeroptera; Baetidae. Gene Ontology annotation, biological process: carbohydrate metabolic process; chitin catabolic process. Gene Ontology annotation, cellular component: extracellular region. Gene Ontology annotation, molecular function: chitin binding; chitinase activity. The coding region runs from base 232 to 5154 and encodes 1640 amino acids. The record is from RefSeq and is a predicted model, not a curated record.
CGCUGCCAGACCACUCCCCCUUGGAUUUGCUGCGGAGCAGAGGAGCACUUUCUCUGCUGUUGUAGGCACACUCGUGCUCCGGCCGCGGCUCAUUCAGUCAGCAGACGGUGAACAAGCGUGAGCAGAGCAGACUUUCCGACCAGAGUGCCCAUGUGUAGGAGGUGAACUUCGCCUUCGACCUGAAACUUACACACGCCUGCUUCCAACAAUAGAAACCAAAUUCCUGACAAGAUGAGGCUGUGGCCUAAGCAAGGCCUGGGCCCUUUUAUUUUGCUCACUGUCUCACUAGUCGCCGCAGGCAUUUCAAAUGUCGCUGGCGAAAACCAAAGGGUGGUUUGCUACUACACAAACUGGUCAGUGUAUCGGCCGGGCACAGCGAAAUUCUCCCCACAGAACAUCAACCCCUACCUCUGCACUCACCUCAUCUACGCCUUCGGCGGUCUAACCAAAGAAAAUAGCCUCAGACCUUUCGACAAGUACCAAGAUAUUGAACAAGGUGGAUAUGCUAAAUUCAAUGGACUGAAGAGCUACAACAAGCAGCUCAAGACUCUGCUCGCCAUUGGCGGUUGGAAUGAAGGUUCGACGAGAUUUUCACCCUUGGUGGCCGACCCUGAAAGGAGGCAGGAAUUCGUCAAGAAUGUCGUGCGGUUCCUCAGGACCAACCACUUUGAUGGUCUCGAUUUGGAUUGGGAAUAUCCUGCAUUCAGGGAUGGCGGCAAACCAAAGGACAGAGAAAAUUACGCUUCUCUUGUUGAGGAAUUAAGAGCUGAAUUCGAGAGGGAAUCCAGCAAAACUGGACGCGAAAGGCUUCUACUCACCAUGGCCGUGCCAGCUGGCAUUGAAUACAUUGACAAGGGCUAUGAUAUUCCUUCUCUCAAUAGAAAUCUGGAUUUCUUCAACCUUUUGAGCUACGACUACCACUCUGCUUACGAACCGGUCGUAAAUCACCACGCUCCUCUUUUUGGUGGUGGCGACCCCGACAACGAAUACAAUUUCGAUGCUCAGCUAUCUAUCGACAUCACGAUCAAACACUACAUCAAAUCGGGUGCUGAGCCUUCAAAACUAGUGCUUGGAAUUCCGACCUACGGCAGAUCAUACACACUUUUCAACCCGUUGGCAAACGAAGUCGGCUCUGCCGCUGACGGGCCUGGAGAACAAGGUGACGCAACGAGGGAAAAGGGCUACCUUGCAUACUAUGAAAUUUGCGAGAGCAUCAAGAAGGACGGCUGGACUGUCGAGUCUCCGAACCCAACAGACGUCGGCCCCUAUGCUUACAAGGGAAAUCAGUGGGUGGGCUUCGACGACGUAGAUAUUGUCAAAACCAAGGCUCGUUACGUAGCCGCCCAGGGCCUCGGAGGAGUCAUGUUCUGGUCCAUCGACAACGACGAUUUCCGCGGAAAAUGCCACGACCGGCCCUACCCGCUGAUCGAGGCUGCUAAGCAGGCUCUCCUCGAGUCUUCAAAGCCGAGCACGAGCGAUACGCCCAAGAAAAGCAAGCCUUCGAGCGCGGGACUGAUCCCGCGUAGACAAAAUCGCCCGCAGUCGACCACUUUGCCUGCCAGGAGCGGAGCAAAGAGACCCAGGCCAUUGACCACCACGUCCACAGAGGCGCCAAAGCUUUCGACAACGCCUGUUCCUCCCAGUGCCGAGCUUUUGAGCACACCUGAACCGCCAACUACCCCUGACCCAGGCAGUGAUUUUGUCUGCAAGGAUGAAGGUUUCUUCCCACAUCCCAGGGAUUGUAAAAAGUACUUCUGGUGCUUGGACAGUGGACCUUCCCAGCUGGGAAUUGUGGCCCAUCAGUUCACAUGCCCUUCAGGACUACUUUUCAACAAAAUCGCUGAUUCGUGCGAUUACGCGCGUAACGUGAUCUGCAAGCAGUCAAAGUCGACAACUACCACUACCACCACAGCCGCGCCAUCAACGUCUCAAAAAUCCCCUAUUUACAAGCCAACCACCACUACCACGACCACAACCACCACAACAACUACUGCCGCCCCUGAUGAAGAAGAGUAUGAGUAUGAUGAAGAAGAAUAUGAUCCUCAAGCAAUCAAGGAUCUGGUAGCACUGAUUAAGAAACUAGGCGGUGUCGAGCAACUGGAAAAGCAGUUUGGUGGAAAUGGAAAUAAAGAAGAAAACAAGCAGCCGGCUGUAGUUCCUAACAUCCCCAAAUCUCUGUAUGACAGGGUUUUAGGAAGCAGACCCCGCCCUCAGAGUGGAAGUGGUGGAUCAGUUUUAGUAGAGAAGGAAAUCCCCAGCCGCGAAGAAACACCAAGGUCCAGCAGCUUGAACCAAAGCAGAGGCCCCCAAAAUCAAGGAUUGGAAGAUCUCGAGGAGGUCCGAGGCUUGACAAAGGAAAAGCCUAAGUACACGGAAAUUAGGAAAGCUAGACCUCGUCCUUCUGUGGAUGACGAUGAUGAAGAAGAAGAGGAAAUUGAAGAGCGUGAAGAAAGUGAGCAGUCUGCCCCAGAAGUUAGCACACAGAGAUCUAGAAAGCCAUACAAUCCGAAGUACACCAACAUUAGCAGAGCCAGGCCAUCGACUGUUGCACCCGUUGAGGAGGAGGUUGAAGAAGAACCAGUUGAAAAGGAAGUGAAACGUCAACCGAUACAGGAAGAGGCACCCAAGAGGAAACUGUAUGCCUCCCUGAGCCGCACUAGAAGCACCACCACUGCGGCUCCAGUGCUCGAAGAAGAGAUCGAGGAAGAAGGCAAGACUCCUCUUGAGUUUGAAGGCAGCGAUGAAGUGACAAAGCUCCCUCCACAGGAGGCCACAACCACUGAGCUUUCCCAAGAAACCGCCACCCCCACUGAAGAACCCUCCACCUUCACUCCUUCUGGCUUUUUACUGACAAAACCCGUUACCACCACCACAACCGAAAGUUCGAGGAUUUUCGUGGUGAACGCACAGCCAGCCGUUGAGGCUGCCCCAAGCACAACUUCCACUACCUCGGCUCCCACCACCCUCGAGCAAACCACCACCGAGCAGCCUACAGAGGAGCCCACCACCUUCAGCGCUGCCUCCACUAGCACUGUUACGAGUGUGGUUACCUCAAUCACGGAGUCGCUAGUCACGGGCAGGACCAAAAUCAUUAUCAACAGGAAGCAGUUUAUCUUGCUGCCCAAAUCGACCACCACCAUGGCUCCGUCAACCAAGGAGGAAGAGGAGGUAGUAACUGACUUGCCCACAACCACCUCAACCACUACAACGACGACAACCACCACAGAAGCGCCGACAAGUGCCAUCAAAGGCACCACCAUAAGGUUCAAGCGGCCACUCAUCAGACAAAAGGAGGAAAAAUCAACUUUCCGCAAACAGCUAGUCAGAAAACGACCAUUAAAGGCUGAAAAGCCAACGGAAGAGCCAGAGGUCAAGGAAGAGCAGGUGACCAGGAGGAGUUUCAUUCGCCAGCACCACCGCUUCAACUACUCGUCGACCACCUCUACCACAGAAAGCAUCUUGGACUCCACAACUGAGAAAAAGAGGACUUUCAAAUUAAACAGGGGCCGCACAACGUACGCUUCCUCUGAAGAAACAAAUAAUGAUGAUACGAAUGUUAGCAAAGAGAGACCAAAGUUUGUUCCCCGCAGCAGGACAAGACCCUCGGUGGUAAACACUGAGAGUGCCGAACCCAGCAGCACUGCCAGACCAAUACCUAUUGCAGCUAGGAGGAGGAACCCCUUCACGACCGAACCAACCGCGGUCAGUAAUUCUUCCAAGAGACCUGUCAGCCGAAUUGAAAGAAGACGCCGACCAACUGUCUCGAGCACAACCCCUUCUAGCCCUGCCACCAUCUACUCUGAAGAGUUCACUGCCGAAACCUACGUGCCAACUACUGCUCUCCCACUGGUAACCAGCGAGGAAUUAGCGCCUGAGGUGUCCAGCACGCCCAGACGCAAAACCGUUGUUCUAAUUAGAGGCAGGCCCUCUUCGACCGCGGCCACUCCUGUCAAAUCGCAAUACGACCCGUACGAAGUUAAUAAUCCAGAAGAGUUUUUCCUGCUGUCCAGCUCUCAAACCGGCCCAGACGCCUCUGUCGAAGAAGAGAACGUAAUCGGCACCCUCAAUGACGAGGCUCCAGCCGUUUCGGUUCCCAGCAGAUCUACCUCCCGACCCUUAACCAGCGUCAAUCGUAGACCUUUCCAAAACUCUCGGUCUCGAUCGAGAACCACCGAAUCGCCUUCCUUUGCUAGCAGUCCCGUUCUGGAAACUAUCGACGAUUACACAACCAAGUCACCGCGUCAGAGGUUUGUCGUCAGACGCAAAUUCAGACCAACGACCAAGGACAUUAUAGAGAAUACGGAGGGUAAAGAGUCUCAAUUACCAAGCGUCCCGGAGUCGACCAGCAGUGCUCCCAGGCGUAGUCAGAAUUUGCUCCGCAGAGUGAAAGUUAGCAGCACAACCACCACAACUGAAGAGCCUGUCCAGACCGAGAGUACGGUAGCUGAAGUGGGUGAGACGUCGGCCCUGGUCGCCGAACCCUCGCCCGCCCUUUACUACUCGAAGCAAACUGUCGAUGAGCCAAUCGUGACUGAAGAGAUCCCCUCUGCCGGAUCAGCGCAGGACUUUGAUUUGGCCAAUACUCGCGUUACUGCCCUUGCCCAACUUGCAACUGCUGCUCCAUCAUCUGAGCCUGUCGUUGACCUCUUGGACGCUGAUUUCCCUGACCCUGAGGCAGUGCCAGCCCCUGCUCCAGUCCUGAGCACAGCAGCUCCCGUCAAGAUCAGGCAACGCUCGCAGAGGCCAUCUGCGGCAGUGAAGGAACAAGUAGUGAGGGAACAAAAGCCGUUCACCAAAAUUAACAGAGGAAGCACCAAGUCCCAGCAUAGUCUUGCCCCAGUUGCCCCAUUCACGCAAACAGUCACCUACAAGCAUCAGGAGCCUGUUGAGCACCAACCAACGUAUGAUUACUAUGACGCCGAACCUGACUCGCUCCAGCCAAGCUACACCAAUAAGGUGAAAAUUCACGAGGACGGCAGUCUUGAGUGCCUCGACAGGGGCAACUUCGCGCAUCCCUUCUCUUGUCGAAAAUUCAUCUCAUGCGCCCUAAUGGAGAACGGCGCUCUGCUCGGCUGGAUUUACACCUGUCCGAAGCAUCUCGCCUUUGACCCGAUUGGCGGGAUCUGCAACUGGUCUGGCGGUUGCAAAGAGUAAACCGCCGAUAAUCACAGUGUCGGUGACACACAUGAACAAUAGCAUGUGAUUCAAGCAAAGUGGUGAAUGCGAGAGAGUUUAUACGUUGUAAGAAUUUGAUUUAUUUUUUACUGGAAUUUUAUCUAGGUCUAGUGUGAGCCUUAAGCAUGGAGUAUGGUCUUCCCCGCCCUUUAAAUUGAACAACAACAACAGUUAAAGAAAUUUGAAUUUUGUUAUAUAGUAAUGCUAUGAUCAAAAUAUUUAUUCAAAUGGUAAGGGCGAUUUAUGCAUUUCUUUUGACGGCAAGAAUUUCUAUUCUACUUUCAGCCAUAUUACUUUACAAGAGUAGAACUGAUUCAAGGCCAUGCUGUGUUUGACCACACUGUAAUUGUAACGGAAAUUAUUUUGCAUAAGCUGUAAAAACUUAUUGCUCUGUACUUGUAUAUAAUAAAAUGACAAUAAACACAAUGAAAA